Lycium barbarum (goji berry) is the source of this 1233-nucleotide messenger RNA. Its product is annotated as aldo-keto reductase family 4 member C8-like. Gene Ontology annotation, molecular function: aldose reductase (NADPH) activity. Bases 187 to 1134 code for a protein of 315 amino acids. The transcript has 5 exons. Gene Ontology annotation, cellular component: cytosol. NCBI's taxonomy places the organism in Eukaryota, Viridiplantae, Streptophyta, Magnoliopsida, Solanales, Solanaceae. The record is from RefSeq and is a predicted model, not a curated record.
UUCUAUCACAUGACACACAUCUGAAAGUUUUUGACUUUUUUUCUGUGGAACGCAAACUAUAUAAACCCAAUCUAAACUCAGUGGUUUCAUGCAAUAACUAUCAUACACAAAUCAAAGUGAAAGAGAGAAAAUUAAGACACACUGCCAAAAAAAAAAAAAAAAAAAAAAAGAGAGAGAGAGAGAAAGAUGAGAAGCUAUCAGACAAUGCUAAACAAUGGUGAAACUCUACCCAUUAUGGGUAUGGGUACAUAUUCUGGCGAAAACGAUAGAGAAACAACUGAGAGAGCCAUUAGAACGGCGAUCAAGAUGGGGUACAGACAUUUUGAUACAGCCAAAAUAUACGGUUCUGAGCAGGCUGUGAGCAAUGCAUUAAGACGAGCAAUUUCUGAUGGUUUAGUUGAGAGGGAAGACAUUCAUAUCACCUCUAAACUUUGGUCAAGUGACCACCAUGAUCCUGUUUCUGCCCUUCACCAAACUCUACAGAGGUUAGGGAUGGAAUACUUAGACAUGUAUUUAGUGCAUUGGCCAGUGGCUUUGAAGCCAUGGGUGGACUAUCCAAUUCCCGCAGAAGAAGACUUUGAGGAAUUUGACAUGGAGAAUACUUGGUCUGGCAUGGAGAGGUGCUUAGAUAUGGGCUUGUGUAGGUCUAUCGGCGUCAGCAAUUUUUCUUCCACUAAAAUUGAAGAACUGCUUGAUUUUGCUUGUGUCACUGCUGCUGUCAAUCAGGUGGAAAUGCAUCCAAUGUGGAGGCAAAGAAAGCUGAGGUCAGUAUGUAGGGAGUAUGGGAUUCAUGUAAGUGCAUAUUCGCCUUUAGAUGGACCCGGUAACGCCUGGGGAACUACUGCUGUGGUUGAUCAUCCUAUCAUCCAAUCCAUUGCCCUCAAGCAUAAUGCAACUCCAGCACAAGUUGCUUUGCGAUGGGGCUUGUCUCAAGGAUCAAGCGUUAUUGUGAAGAGCUUCAAUCCAAGAAGAAUGAAAGAGAAUAUCGGGGCCCUUUAUUUGAAAUUAGACGAACGGGAUUUACUAGACAUAAACAAAAUGGAGGAGAGGAAAAUCAUGAGGGGAGAGUGGCUAUCCAAUGAUACUACAAGCUCUUACAGAACUAUUGAGGAGCUCUGGGAUGGCGAGAUUUAAUACUCUUUGAAAUUGGCCUUUAGUUUUGGCUAACUCUAAAACUGUAUAGAUGGAACAUUAAUAUACUCACUAGCUAGUUGCAUAAAAAUAUUGAUAAAA